GAAAUGUUAUUCGGUCGUAAAAAAACCCCAGCCGAGCUGCUGCGGAUACACCAGCGUACACUUCAAAAGGCCCAACGAGAAAUGGAACGCGAACGUUCGAAACUUGAAAUUUCCGAAAAAAAGUUAAUAGCGGAUAUAAAAAAGUCCGCAAAAGCAAACCAAAUGGCAGCAUGCAAAAUUAUGGCUAAAGACCUUGUCAGAACUCGACGUUAUAUUCAAAAAUUCCAGGCGAUGAAAACGCAGCUUCAAGCUGUCAAUCUGCAAAUUCAGACACUUCGAUCCAAUCAAGCAAUGUCGGAAGCUAUGAGAGGGGCAACCAAGGUCAUCGUAAGUCAAGUCUUGGAUGAGAUUGGCAUUUCAUUAGAUCAAUCGCUAAUUGAUGCACCAAGCUCAGUAGAAAGGACAAAUGUGAAAGAAAAGAUUGCACAGGCUGCUGAAAUGGAUUCGAGUAAUGACGCGGCUUUACAAGCAAGGCUUGACAAUCUACGAAGAGAAUGA
Messenger RNA from Acaulospora morrowiae, 498 nucleotides. The record is from the annotation of a GenBank genome assembly. Lineage: Eukaryota; Fungi; Glomeromycota; Glomeromycetes; Diversisporales; Acaulosporaceae.